AUGGCCGACUCGACGCUACAAAAGUAUGUAGCCGCAGGAUGCUUGGUCGUUUCUCAGUCCCAGACCCGAUUUUCCGAUGAAGUAUGGUCCCUGGAGGACCUCCGCCGAUGGAGGUGUUUCCUGCAUCCAGAGGAGCUCGGCUCCGCGGUUAAGCAGUGCGCUCCUGCUUCACACCUGGACCCAGGAUUACAAGAGCUACUUCUCCAUUCUGCCAUUCUUUCUCCAUUCCUAAAACUCUUUCAAAGGCGGUGGAUUCAAUUUGAGUUCUGCACUUGUGCUGGCGCACCCGACCAUGGAAUUAUCAGGGUGUAUGUCCUUCCUGAUGACAUCGACCGGCGAUCGGUGCCACGGUCAGACUCCAGGCUCAGAAAGGAUCUCCAGUGCCUCAUCCCGCUUCUUGACGUAUCGGUUGACCUUUGGCAAGGAAAUUUUCAAGCAUCGCGAGCUGCUGUGCCUGCAGCUCCUCAGACUCCCGAGGAUUCUGAUGAUGCGUCGCUACUUCAACUAUUCAACUCCAUCCCACCACCUGAUCCACAUCCAGAGCGUGUACAAGACCUAGAGCAACAGAGAGCCAUCUAUAUCUUGCUCGGAGGCACCGUAAGCGGUCUCAAAACGCCAUUGUAUGGCUACCAGGAACGCUCCGCGGCCCUGAUGUUGGAGAGAGAGUUCGAGCCUGGACAGGUCCUUGACCCGCGUCUUAUGAAGAAGCAGGACCUGAGAGGCGACACCUUUUAUUAUGACGAGGCUACUGCGACAGUGCUACGAACGCCGCGCUCGUACGGCGGCAUCUCCGGCGGCAUUCUCGCGGAAGAAAUGGGCGCAGGCAAGACGCUGAUCUGUCUUGCCAUCGUCAUGGCGACCAAGGAGUUCCCGGCCGAGAUCCCUGCGCAUCUGAGCUGUCCCAGCAACCCCCGCCCUCGGGUUGGCUCUCUGGCAGAUAUGGCUGCCGCCGUCGUGACACGGAACUCGAUACCUUGGCGGCUGUAUCUCGGCGAUGGCUACACGAAUUGCGCUGAUGCAAUCCAGAGGAAUCCAGGAUGGUACCUGCUUCCGAGUCCACCGCCACGUCGGCAAAGCCGCCACCCGAUCGCUCCAGUGCCUUCCAAGAAGAUAUAUCUUAGCGCCACCACCUUGGUGAUCGUACCCGCCAAUCUGGUCAAGCAGUGGGAGCAAGAGAUCCGCAAACAUACCGAAGGGCUCAAAUACGUGACCGUGUCCGGCAAGAAAGACGUUCCAACUCUCAGGGAGCUUCUCAGAUGUGACCUUGUGCUGUUCUCGAUCCCUCGAUUUGAAAAGUUGAUUGAAGACCGUGCCACGGACCGUACGGGUGCCUGGGAGCUCAUCUCGCCGCUGUCAUCCAUCCACUUCAAGAGGGUCAUUGUCGACGAGGGCCACAAGUUGGGUAAUUCGAGAAUCAGCAGAAAGAGCAAUCUGUUGCUCGUCCUCGAGUGUCUUCACAUUUCCGCUCGAUGGAUCGUCACGGGAACGCCGUCCACUGGACUUUUUGGACUGGACGAUUCACAACCCGCCACGCCGGUGAACGAGCCGAGCGGCGAGGGUGAUGUAUCACCAACCUCACCCACAAAGAGCCUGUCCAAGCAACUGGCAGAAAGUUCCAACAUCCUAGAGCGCAGAGACUUGGAGAGGAUAGGUUCCAUGGCAAGUCUGUACCUGAAAGCCCGACCCUGGGCAAACACCAUCUACGACGAGGGAGAUACGCCUGCAGACUGGUCGGUAUAUGUCAUGCAGCCGCAGCACAGCAGCAAGAGUGCGGGGCGCAAGGACUGUCUUCUAGCGACACUCAACUCGUUGAUCAUUCGCCACCCAAAGUCGCAGAUAGGCGACUUGUUGCCUCCCGUAGAUGAGAAGAUCGUCGUGUUGGAUGGGUCUUACCAAGACAAGCUCUGCCUGAAUCUGUUUUCCAUGAUGAUCAUCUUCAACGCGGUGCAGUCGCAGAGGACGGACCAGGACUACUUCUUCCACAAGACGCAGCGGAGCAGCCUCGCGCAGCUGGUCCACAACAUCCGCCAGACGAGCUUCUUCGGGGGCUCGUUCUUCUCCACCUCGGAGAUCGAGAAGGCCGUCGAGACGGCCGAGAAGUUCCUGGAGGAGAAGAAGGUGCUCGUCACGGCGGACGAGGGGCAGCUGCUCCGCGAGGCCAUCGCCGUCGGCAAGGUCGCCGCCAGGAGCAGGCUCAAGGCGCUCGCCAACGCCUUCCACGAGGUGCCGGUCUACGUGAGCGGCCUGCCCGGCGGCGACCGCCUCGCCGAGGCCUGGUCCCUGGACUCGCGGCCGGGCGGGCUCGUGUGCACGAGCGCCCCCUUGCUCCACGCGCUGCAGAAGGCGCUGCGCCCUUGCCUCGACGCGCCGCACUCGCUGCAGGUGAUGCUCAACGACGGCCGGCUGGUCGACCUGGGGUGGCAGCAGCGGCUCAAGGCGGAGGAGCAGCUGGACCGGGCGGCGGCGGCGGCGGGAUCGGGCGGCGGCUCUGGUGGCCACGGUUCCGGGCGCGACCGCACGCUGGCUGGUAAUACCAAGCUCGGCGAGGACAGCCCGAAGAAGGGCCGGGCGGGGCUCAUCACGGCCCAGGAGCGGAUGAUAGGCACGCUGGACGCCGACGGCCCGGGAGAUGUCUCCGGGAUCGAGGUGGCUGAGCCCCUGGCCAAGGCACAGAUCGUGUCGACGGCGUCUGCGAAGCUGUCGUACCUCAUUGACUCGAUCCUCAGGUAUAAGGACGAGGAGCAGAUCAUCGUGUUCUACGAAAAUGACAACGUGGCGUUCUACCUGGCUGGGAUGCUUGAAGUGUUACAAAUCCACCAUCUGAUUUACGCAAAGACGCUCACGACGGAGCGGCGGGCGCAGUACAUUGACACCUUUAAUCACAACCCCAAGUUUCGCGUCCUCCUGAUGGACAUCACCCAGGCGGCGUUCGGCCUGGACAUGCGCUCCGCGUCGCGCAUCUACAUGAUCAACCCGGUGCUCAACCCGCAGGUGGAGGCGCAGGCCAUCGGCCGCGUGCGCCGCAUCAGCCAGAAGCGGCGCGUGUCGGUCGAGACGCUCGUGCUGCGCGGCAGCCUCGAGGAGCUCAUCGUCGAGCGGCGGCGGAGCAUGACGCAGGCCGAGCACCGGCGGUGCAAGAGCAUCCUCGACGACCCGCCCAUCUUUGAGUGGAUCCGCAACGCGAGGAUCCUGCCGCUUGGCGAUGGAGGACCAAGGGGGCAGGAGGAUGGAGCAGAGCGGGGGGGCGGUGAGGGUGAGGGUGGGGAUGGCGACGAGAUGUUUGGCGGGCCGGAGCAGAUGGCGCCGCUGAGGAGGCCGCAGUACGUGUUUGGGCGGGAGUUUGGGCGGGUCGAGCACCCGGAUGAAGGGUUGGUGGGCGUCGUGGAGAGGCAGCAGCAGAGAGCCGUGGCGGGAGGAGGAGGAGGAGGGCAAGGGGUGAAGAGGGCCCGCGCGGUGGAGGGGCCGGAAGAGGGCGGAGACGGUGCCGGUGUUGGAGUACAGGUGCAACAAACGGCAUCGGUGGCACCGGCAACACCGCCGCCGCGGAAACCGAAGAAGGCGCGGGUGCAGGUGCGCUUUGCCGGCGCGGAUGAGGAUGAGUAA
This is a messenger RNA of Thyridium curvatum, 3603 nucleotides long. RefSeq lists its product as uncharacterized. Gene Ontology annotation, molecular function: ATP-dependent chromatin remodeler activity; ATP binding. NCBI's taxonomy places the organism in Eukaryota, Fungi, Ascomycota, Sordariomycetes, Thyridiales, Thyridiaceae. The transcript is spliced from 3 exons. Bases 1 to 3603 code for a protein of 1200 amino acids. The record is from RefSeq and is a predicted model, not a curated record.